Molecule: messenger RNA, 249 nt
Organism: Antechinus flavipes (yellow-footed antechinus)
Lineage: Eukaryota; Metazoa; Chordata; Mammalia; Dasyuromorphia; Dasyuridae
Product: keratin-associated protein 19-6-like
Exons: 1
Coding region: 1-249 (82 amino acids)
Source: RefSeq, a predicted model, not a curated record
AUGUGCUACUACGGCGGCUGCUAUGGGGGCCUGGGCUAUGGCUAUGGCUCUGGUUAUGGCUGUGGAUGUGGCUACUUCCGUGGCCUAGGUUAUGGCUAUGGAGGCUGUGGCUAUGGAGGCCUGGGCUAUGGAGGCUAUGGCUGUGGCUGUGGAGGCUGUGGUUAUGGAGGCCUGGGCUAUGGAGGCUAUGGUUAUGGCUGCUGUCGCCCAUCUUGCUGUGGAAGAUAUUAUUCUUAUGGCUUCUACUGA